AUGGAGGCACUGAUAGAGUAUAAGGAGAGUGUGAAGGAGCAAUUGGAGAAUGCAGAUCUUCUGAUAACGAAAUUGGUUAAUGAGAAUUCGACUUUGAACGAGAAGCUUAGGGUUAAAGAUGAUAGAAUUUCAAAUCUAGAGAACGAAAUUGCUAACUUAAAACAGCAAGUAGUCAAGACACAACAACAGCUGAAGGAUAAAGCUGAGAAUAUAGACGUGAUAAAGGAUCUUUUCGAGCAUCUCUGCGGUGUUCGAGUACACAAAUCGUAUGAAGACGAUACGGGUCUCUGGUUCGAUACAUCGCAAGGAAGUAAGAAAGGCAUAAUGGAUUACAAACUGGGAUUUGUGAAAGGUGAGAAUGCCUCGACCGAGGUUAUCUACGUACCAUUGCUGAAGCAACGGUCUACAGAGGAAUUAAAGACGUUACAGGGACAAUUGCCCAGCUAUAUGUUCGAUACCUUGUCAUUCCCACUAAAUUCUUUGAACCAAUUCUACAUAAAACUAUCAAAAUGCUUAAAUAAAAGUAAACAAUAA
Molecule: messenger RNA, 534 nt
Organism: Kazachstania africana CBS 2517
Lineage: Eukaryota; Fungi; Ascomycota; Saccharomycetes; Saccharomycetales; Saccharomycetaceae
Gene: CSM1
Product: Csm1p
Exons: 1
Coding region: 1-534 (177 amino acids)
Biological process (GO): meiotic sister chromatid segregation; homologous chromosome segregation; attachment of mitotic spindle microtubules to kinetochore
Cellular component (GO): nucleolus; chromosome, centromeric core domain; mitotic spindle
Molecular function (GO): microtubule site clamp; protein binding
Source: RefSeq, a predicted model, not a curated record